Molecule: messenger RNA, 297 nt
Organism: Durusdinium trenchii
Lineage: Eukaryota; Dinophyceae; Suessiales; Symbiodiniaceae
Source: the annotation of a GenBank genome assembly
AUGCGAGCAGAGAAAAGAGGAAUGGCCGACUGGGAGAGAUGUUUGUUUGGAUCAGACUCGAACAGUCUGAACUUUAUGACAGAUGUUCUGUGGCUUGCCAUUGUGUUUUGUUCCGAAAAAUAUCGCAUGUUGAUUGGACUUCCACAAAUGGGUUGGAGUGGAGGUCAGAAAGAAACGGCCUUCCCACAAAGCUGCGGCUUCAUCCUGAAAGACUCAAGGGGUCAGGAUUGGGAGACACGAGUUCGCAGGGUUUCCCGUGCCAUGGCGAAAGAUGCUAAGGCUGCCAUGUCAAUGCAG